Messenger RNA from Drosophila navojoa, 1328 nucleotides. Its product is annotated as very long chain fatty acid elongase AAEL008004. The record is from RefSeq and is a predicted model, not a curated record. Gene Ontology annotation, molecular function: fatty acid elongase activity. Gene Ontology annotation, biological process: fatty acid elongation, saturated fatty acid; fatty acid elongation, monounsaturated fatty acid; very long-chain fatty acid biosynthetic process. Gene Ontology annotation, cellular component: endoplasmic reticulum membrane. NCBI's taxonomy places the organism in Eukaryota, Metazoa, Arthropoda, Insecta, Diptera, Drosophilidae.
AACUGCAGGCAAUCAAAGCAUUGGCAAUAUGUCGGUCAGACUGAACGAGACACAAACCAUUGUUGACAAGAUGGUCAACUUCUUCGUGGAGCACGAGGAUCUGCGCACAAAGAGCUGGUUCCUCUCGAAUGCACCUGGACCGCUGUUCAUGAUUCUCGGCGCUUACCUGUACUUCUGCCUGUAUGCGGGACCGCGCUAUAUGCGCGAUCGCAAGCCGUUCGAGCUGAAGAACACGCUGCUCAUCUACAAUGCGGUCCAGGUGCUGCUCAGCUGGGUGCUCUUCUACGAGGGCUACAAGGGCGGCUGGGGCGGUCACUACAACUUCAAGUGCCAGCCCGUCACCUAUGCCACGGAUCCCAUCUCCAUGAGAAUGGCGCGCGCUGUCUGGCUGUACUACAUUGCCAAGAUCACGGAGCUGCUGGACACGGUGUUCUUUGUGCUGCGCAAGAAGGAUCGUCAGAUCUCGUUCCUCCAUCUGUACCAUCACACGCUGAUGCCUGUGUGCGCUUUCAUCGGCGUCAAGUACUUUGCCGGGGGCCACGGCACCUUGCUGGGCUUCAUCAACUCCUUCAUCCACAUCAUCAUGUACGCCUAUUAUCUGCUCUCGGCCAUGGGACCCAAAGUGCAGAAGUAUCUGUGGUGGAAGAAGUACAUCACCAUUCUCCAGAUUGUGCAAUUCCUCAUCAUCUUUGUGCACACGCUGCAGAUCCAGUUCCAGCCAAACUGCAACUUCCCCAAAUCGAUUGCGGCCCUACUGACCUUCAAUGCCGGCCUCUUCACCUACAUGUUCAGCUCCUUCUAUGUGCACAACUACAAGAAGGAGGCCAAGCAGGCGGCACAGGCCAAGCUGGCGGCACAGGCCAAGUUGGCGGCCAAGCAGGAGUAGAGAAAGGAUUACAGUUGAUGCUUUUAUUUUUUUGCCUUAAUAUCACGAUCACCAAAUGCGAAUGCGGCAAUCGUUAGUUAGGUUAUAGCCUGUACACGUCUACUGUGAAGAGACCCAUUUCAAGGGGCAUAGCUCACACCCUUUUUAGGUAUAUCGUAGAUCAAGUUGGGUGUCUGUACAUUGGAUAUUACAUUUUCUAGCUCUUAAGGUUCGUUUCGUAGUAGUAUUUAAAGUCAAGUAUGAGAGUGUGAACAGUCUUUGUACAGUCGCCAUUGCGCAGUGCAAGCACAAGGCACGCGACGUAUUGGCCAAGUAUAAUAGAACCAAAUAUUGUAGAUUAGUUCAUCGAAACGUAUGUAGUUUUUAUUUUAUUGAUUGGCGUGCAAUAAAACUCUAAGACAUACAGCGGAUGGCAAAACACCAAAUUGUCCUUAUCAGCAAU